This is a messenger RNA of Mastomys coucha (southern multimammate mouse), 2778 nucleotides long. It is a transcript of the gene Rab35, whose product is annotated as RAB35, member RAS oncogene family. Gene Ontology annotation, biological process: Rab protein signal transduction; endocytic recycling. The record is from RefSeq and is a predicted model, not a curated record. The transcript has 6 exons. NCBI's taxonomy places the organism in Eukaryota, Metazoa, Chordata, Mammalia, Rodentia, Muridae. Gene Ontology annotation, molecular function: GTPase activity; GTP binding. Gene Ontology annotation, cellular component: plasma membrane; endosome membrane. Bases 220 to 825 code for a protein of 201 amino acids.
GGGGCGGGGCGGGAAGGAGGGAGGCGGCGGCACCGGCGGCGGCUGCUGAGGAGGAGGAGGAGGAGGAGGUGGGGGGAGCGGAGGGAGGUGUUUCUGUCAGUUCCGGCUGUUUGUUCGGGAAGUGGAUCCGCCGCUGCCGGAGCAGCCGGGAGGGAGCCGCGGAUCGCGAGGCCAGUACCGACCCCGCCCGCCCGCGCGCGCGCGCCGCCCCCGCCCGCCAUGGCCCGGGACUACGACCACCUCUUCAAGCUGCUCAUCAUCGGCGACAGCGGUGUGGGCAAGAGCAGCUUGCUGUUACGAUUUGCAGACAACACCUUCUCAGGCAGCUACAUCACCACAAUCGGAGUGGAUUUCAAGAUUCGGACUGUGGAGAUCAAUGGGGAGAAGGUGAAGCUGCAGAUCUGGGAUACGGCAGGGCAGGAGCGCUUCCGCACCAUCACCUCUACGUAUUAUCGGGGGACCCAUGGGGUCAUUGUGGUUUACGACGUCACUAGUGCAGAGUCCUUUGUCAAUGUCAAGCGAUGGCUUCAUGAAAUCAACCAGAACUGUGACGAUGUGUGCCGAAUAUUAGUGGGCAAUAAGAAUGACGACCCUGAGCGGAAGGUGGUAGAGACAGAAGAUGCCUACAAAUUUGCUGGGCAGAUGGGGAUCCAGCUCUUUGAGACCAGUGCCAAGGAGAAUGUCAACGUGGAAGAGAUGUUCAACUGUAUCACAGAGCUGGUUCUACGAGCAAAGAAAGACAACUUGGCGAAACAGCAGCAGCAACAACAGAACGAUGUGGUGAAGCUCACCAAAAACAGUAAACGAAAGAAACGCUGCUGCUAAUGCCCCAGCCCACUGCAGAGACUGCACUGCAUCCCUCCCCAGCCUGAGGCCUCGGAGGCUCUCGGGGACAGUCUCAGUUUAGUGCCGUUAUUUAAAGAAUUCUCUCCACGUUUUUUGUAUCGGGAGGCGCCAUCGGCACUUCCUCCCCUUUUCCCCUUGAGUGCCAAGAAGGUGUUGGACGAGCCCGCCCUUCCCCACGGUGCCCUUUCCCUGCCGAGGCCUGGAGCUGGUGAGGACGCUGCCAGCUGAGUGGACUGAUUAACCAGUUUGUACAUAGUGUAUAUUGCAUUAACCAGCUGCACACCCUCAGCCUGCUCUGGCUUUUGGCUCCUUCCUGCCAACCUGCUGCAACAGACCCUCCCAAGCCCUCCAAUCCAAUCUCGACGGCAGCUUCCUGAGGAGCCAACUUCGUGUCCUAGCUGAGUCUUUGGCCAUCCCUGGCCCAUGGAGUGCACUCCACAUGGCUCCUACCCUACAGCUGCUCUGAGAGCUGGGGAACUUGGCCUCCACACAAGGCCCUGCCCUCUGCUGGCCCUAGGCCUUCAGUUCCACAGAGGAACUCAGUCCUGCUCUUUUGGACAUCAGGUUUCUCAUUCUGCCUUCUAGAUGCCUCUGCUACAAACCCAGGGGAGUCAUGGCUUCUCUCUUAUCCAACAUGUUUCAGUUCCCAAAGAAAGGUAGUGGUACAUCCGUAAAGAGAUGGAGCUUGCAAGAGGGAGCAUUAUUUUAACAGAUACAACCAAUGAAGCCAAAUCAAACGAACUAAGUUCCUCACAAUUAUUUCCUUGAGAUCAUGAUUGGCACAAUAGUAAAAGUUGUGACUGUCCCACUUUGGGCUCAGUAUUUUUAGAAGAGGGGUAUGGCUUCUGUUCCGUGCAGGGCUACGCAUCCUUCCAUGGGAAAGGAAGGCUUUGCACCCUCAUACCUGUGUGCUCGAGGGCCUCCGCUGGAGAUAGUUUGUAACGGAGCACCGGGCACCUGUGGUGGAGCAGGGAUUGCCGGGCUACGGGAAGACACCUCCAAGCUGGGACCGGCAGCUUUUGCAUUACUGACAGAUCUGUUUUUAGUAUGAAGGUGGUAGGAAGAUUUCUUAGCCACUGGGAAGAAGCGGCAGUGGGGUGGGGGCAGCCAGGAUUGACCCACCCACCCACCAGGGUAAUCUGCAUUUGAUUACAUCUCCCUUCCCCAGGACACUUGGUUCCCUUUCCCCUAAAGGAUCACGUAACUCAGAAGAACUGAUUUGGACACCAUAAUGUGUUUUAGAUUUUCUUUCCUAGGCGAUUUCCAGGCACAGUCCUGACUGGACAAUCAUCACAGGAUACUGCAGAUUUUCCAUGUUAACACUGUGGAUGGGUUUUCAAUCAAUAAAACUGGGGCUUUCUUCUCACCUGUCUCUCCACUUGUUCGAAUUGUCAAAAGCUGGGGGCCUGUUUCUGAGCAUCAGGCUGGGUUUGGGGGCUGCGGAAGACACUUCAGGGUCAAACAUUAGGUGACUCCAUAUGGCCCAGGUGAGCUAGGAAUUGAGGCAGAGUCUGUUUUGAGGCCUGCCUUGGCUGACUGGGGGCCUGUUAUCCUGGGCAGGUGACAUGCUUUUGAACACGUGGGAAACCAGUAUAGGAGUGUUUGCCAAUUCAAGCAAUAAGAGGGUGAUCUUGGAGGAUUCAGCCCAAGUUGGAUGUCUUCUGGCACCCGCCUGUUAAGGCCCAGGUGAUGGGUGGUUUUGGUGACAACAGUGUGCCUGUCCCCAAGUGUUACAUGCAUGAGUGGGGUGGGGUGGGGAUAAGGGUGGGGGUGGGAGAAUCAGGGCUAAACUGGUAUCCUGGUGGACCUGAUGUGAAACUCCUGUCAAACAACAAACUUUUAAAUGGUUUGCUAGGAUUAUUUCUGUAUUGAAAGUUUCUAAUUAUGCUUUUUAAAAAAAAUACUAAAAAUAAAGGUUCAAGCUGCCAAAUU